GGUUUAGUAUCACUUGCUGGAAAAGAGCCAAACCACCCAUCCUCCCAAAGGAAACCCAAAUUACACUGAAACUUAAGAAGAUGAGUGGGCAGCAGCGGCAGAGCAGCUCUUGCUGUGGUGGCGGUGGCGGCGGCGGCGGAGGAGGUGGAGGCUCUUCAUGCUGUGGCGGCGGAAGUAGUGGAGGAGGUUCCUCUGGACAACAGAUUCAAGGGAGCUGCUGCUGCAGUGGGGGUUCCUCUGGAUCCUCUGGUGGAAUGCAGCAGAUGCAAGGGUCUGGAUCUAGCUGCUGUGGCGGCGGAGGAUCGAGCGGCGGCGGCGGACAGAAGAUCAUCAUCGUCUCGGGAGGCAGUGGAGGUGGACAGUGCUGUGGUGGAGGUGGAAGCAGUGGAGGACAAUCUUCUGGAUGCUGCGUGGGGGGCAGUUCUGGUGGGGGAUCAAGCCAGCUCAAGAUUCCAUUGUUCAGUGGGGGCGGUGGCUGUGGAGGCAGUGGCUCCGGUGGAGUUAAGGUUAUAGUAGCAGGUGGAAGCGGGGGAGGAUCUGGAUGUUGCGUCUGCGGAGGGUCCAGUAGUGGAGGUGGCGGCUCAGGGGGUGGUGUAAAGAUUCUCGGUGGGGGAUCUGGAGGUGGUGGAGGAUGUGGCAGCUCAGCUGGCGGAAUUAAGGUUAUUUCUGGGGGAUCUGGAGGUGGUUGCGGAGGCGGCAGCUCAGGAGGUGGUGUAAAGAUUAUAGGUGGGGGAUCUGGAGGUGGCGGAGGAGGAGGUGGAUCUGAGGGUGGUGUGAAGAUUAUUGGUGGGGGAUCUGGAGGCGGUUGUGGAGGUGGUGGUGGAGGGGGUUGUGGAGGUGGCGGCUCCGGGGGUGGUGUUAAGAUUAUAAGUGGGGGAUCUGGAGGGGGUUGUGGAGGUGGCGGCUCCGGGGGUGGUGUUAAGAUUAUAAGUGGGGGAUCUGGAGGGGGUUGUGGAGGUGGCGGCUCCGGGGGUGGUGUUAAGAUUAUAAGUGGGGGAUCUGGAGGGGGUUGUGGAGGUGGCGGCUCCGGGGGUGGUGUUAAGAUUAUAAGUGGGGGAUCUGGAGGGGGUUGUGGAGGUGGCGGCUCCGGGGGUGGUGUUAAGAUUAUAAGUGGGGGAUCUGGAGGGGGUUGUGGAGGUGGUAGCUCAGGAGGUGGUGUUAAGGUUAUAGGUGGGGGAUCCAGUGGUGGUGGUGGUGGCGGCCAGAGUUCAGGUUGCUGUAGCGGGGGAGGGGGUGGAGGUAGCUCAGGUGGCAAGACCAUCAUCAUUUCGUCUGGUGGUGGUGGAGGUGGUGGCAGUGGAGGCCAGAGCUCUGGCUGCUGCCUGGGAGGAGGGUCCAGUGGUGGUGGUGGCCAGACCAUCAUCGUGCCAUGUGGUGGUGGUGGUGGCAGUAGUGGUGGUCAGAGUUCAGGAUGCUGCUCCCAAUCUAUGCAACAAAAGCAGAGCUGUGGUGGCCAGAGUUCUGGCUGCUGCAUUGGAGGAGGGUCCAGUGGUGGCGGCGGCUCAGGUGGCCAGGUCAUCAUAGUGCCAUCUGGAGGUAGCAGUGGUGGCCAGAGCUCUGGGUGCUGCAUCGGAGGAGGGUCCAGUGGUGGUGGCUCUGGUGGCCAGACCAUCAUUGUGUCACCUGGUGGGGGCAGUGGUGGCCAGAGCUCUGGGUGCUGCAUCGGAGGAGGGUCCAGUGGUGGUGGCUCUGGUGGCCAGACCAUCAUUGUGUCACCUGGUGGGGGCAGUGGUGGCCAGAGCUCUGGGUGCUGCAUCGGAGGAGGGUCCAGUGGUGGUGGCUCUGGUGGCCAGACCAUCAUUGUGUCACCUGGUGGGGGCAGUGGUGGCCAGAGCUCUGGGUGCUGCAUCGGAGGAGGGUCCAGUGGUGGUGGCUCUGGUGGCCAGACCAUCAUUGUGUCACCUGGUGGGGGGAGUGGUGGCCAGAGCCAGAGCUGCCUGGGAGGAGGAUCUGGUGGUGGUGGAGGUGGCUCAGGUGGCCAGACCAUCAUCGUGUCACCUGGUGGUGGUGGCAGCAGUGGUGGCCAGAGCAGCAUUGGAGGAGGGUGCGGAGGCGGCUCUCAGUCUAUGCAGCAAAAGCAACCCCUUGUAAUCCCACCCUCCAUAUGUCAAACCAAGCAGUCUUCCCAAUGGCCACUGGGCAAGAAGUAAACGUCUUCUUCUUUUUUGCACUGCGUCUUCAUUCAGCGACGAAUCAGAUCAAUGUGUCCGUAUUUCAGAUCCUUGUGGUAUGACCUCAGGCUAGUUAACCUUUGCAUGUUGCAUGCCUAGCUGUUCUGCAAAGCACUACCUUGUCUUCUCUUGUAUUUUUUUUUUAAUUGCAUGUGCUAUCAUCUGAAAAGUGUGACGGGUUGUACCUCUGUGGUGGAGGAGGUUGGUUUUAUCCUCCACCCAUUUCUUGCUCCUGUCUCCACUGAUGCGUUGGAGAUAAUACAGCUAACUUGACAUUGAAAAAAGCAAAAAAAAAAAAAAGUUUAUGCUGUCUUUCUUUCUCGGUCGUCGGUCCAGUGUAAUCUUUUAUCCAGA
Molecule: messenger RNA, 2525 nt
Organism: Gekko japonicus
Lineage: Eukaryota; Metazoa; Chordata; Lepidosauria; Squamata; Gekkonidae
Product: loricrin-like
Exons: 2
Coding region: 81-2150 (689 amino acids)
Source: RefSeq, a predicted model, not a curated record